Molecule: messenger RNA, 705 nt
Organism: Trichoderma gamsii
Lineage: Eukaryota; Fungi; Ascomycota; Sordariomycetes; Hypocreales; Hypocreaceae
Exons: 3
Coding region: 1-705 (234 amino acids)
Molecular function (GO): glyoxalase III activity
Source: RefSeq, a predicted model, not a curated record
AUGUCUCCCAGAAUCCUCUUCGUUCUCACUAGCCGAGCUAAGAUGAACAAUGGUGCACCUACUGGAUGGUACUUGCCUGAGUUUGCCCGCCCUUACUUCCACCUGAUUGGUCCAGAUGAGGCAAAGCCCAGAGCCGAAAUCGUCGUUGCUUCCCCUGCUGGUGGCCAUGCUCCCAUUGACGAAGUAUCUGUGAAGAACUUCAAGGACGAUGCCUCGGUCAAGUUCUAUGAAACCAAGAAGAACCUUUGGGAGCAGACCGCUGCCCUCAAGGAUUUCCACGGAAAGGCAUCCGAGUUUGAUGCCAUUUUCUACCCCGGUGGCCACGGCCCCAUGUUCGACCUCGUCAACGACCAGGACUCCAUCAAGCUGAUUGAAGAAUUCUACAAUGCCGGCAAGGUUGUUGCAGCUGUCUGCCACGGCCCCAUCGCUUUCGUGAACGCCGUUGUGGACGGAAAGCCGCUCCUCAGCGGCCGCAGGGCCACUGGCUUCAGCAACGCCGAAGAAGACGCCAUCAAGCUGUCCGAGGCCAUGCCAGCUCUGCUCGAGGAUGAAAUCAAGCGCGUAGGUGGCACCUAUGUUAAAGCAGAUGCCCUAUGGAAGGAGCAGGUCGUCGUUGAUGGACGAAUCAUCACCGGCCAGAACCCCAACUCUGCCCAGGGUGUUGGUAUCGCCAUUGCUCAGGCACUUGGUCUUGACUCUGCAUAA